Molecule: messenger RNA, 2982 nt
Organism: Asterias rubens (European starfish)
Lineage: Eukaryota; Metazoa; Echinodermata; Asteroidea; Forcipulatida; Asteriidae
Product: zinc finger-containing ubiquitin peptidase 1-like
Exons: 2
Coding region: 205-2961 (918 amino acids)
Molecular function (GO): nucleic acid binding; zinc ion binding
Source: RefSeq, a predicted model, not a curated record
UUUCCCAAUUUGUUCGGAGCAAUAAUUGUGUUUCUUUCUAAACAAGCAUGGAGGACUCCAUGAAACAAGCAAGGUGUAGCUGCUCCCAGUCUCGUUAUUAACCAUACAGAACAGUGUCAAGAAGUGAGAGAUCUUGUAUACAUUUUUAGGGAAGAGAGUGUUUGUUACAAAUUCAUUUGCUGUAGGGCGUCUACUCCGAUCGACAUGGAAAGCCAAAUACAAGCCAACUUCAUCGACGAAAGAGUCAAGCAAGCUGUUGCCAGUUCACAAACAGCACUUUUAAGCAAGCUAGAUAGCCUAAUUUCGUCGAAAUUUACUUGCUUUGAAACAAAGAUAAGCGAUGUACAGAAAGAUCUUUCGGAGAGUCAACUUGCGAAAAUUCAGCAGAACAUUUUAGCAAAUGACAGCUAUAUGUUCAAACGUAAGAGCUGUGAGGAUCAAUUUAAAUUCAAUGCAAAAGUCGCUACUAAGCUGAGAGAAGCAGAAACGAGCGUGACAAACCUCAAAGAUGUUCCACAGGCUAUCAACAGCAUAUCUGAAGGUAUAAACUUGAUAAAUCAUCGCCAAAAGCUGAUCAGAAUGGCCGACGCAUCGGAGUCCGGAUGGAAGGUUGUUCAUGAAUAUGAAACCAACCCACUGGCCUCUGAUUCUGACGAUGAAAAGAAAAUCAACCGGGCUGAAUCCAGAGCCAGUAAGAAGCUGAAGAUUGAGCAGGCCAAAAGAAUAAAGAAAUCCACAAGAUUUUCAUCAUGGCCGGCUUCUAAGCCUGCUGGGAGGUCAGGAGCAAACACUCAACAAACAAGCGUGAGCAGCGUGACAUCAGCCAAGAAACCGGGGCUCUGUUUCAACUGCGGCCAGCCAGGGCACUGGAAGUAUUCGUGCCCACAGAGACGACAACUUCCAAGUGAUAAGAUAAGUGAUAAUAUUUGUUCCAUUAUUGAUCUCAGUUUUGACUGGAAUCAGAAAACCGAUUAUGAACCAUCGGUGUUAAUCAAGGAAACAAAAGGUGUACCAAAUAAAUCGUUUGUGUUAACAACAGUAGGUAGACUAAAGGCUUCCUUAAAACACUGGGAAGAAGCGAAAGUAAAUGAACAUAUAAAGGCAGUUAUUGUAGACGGGUAUAGAAUACCCUUUAGAACACUACCAGGUGUUUUUCAUUUGAAAAACAAAAGGUCGGCUUUGGAGAACAAGUUAUUCGUUGCAACAGAGAUUGAAAAACUAAAAGAAAAAGGCUGUAUUUCUGAAGUCUUACACAAACCAUCAUGUGUCAAUCCCUUGACGGUUGCUUUCAGUAAGAAUGGUAAGCCAAGACUAGUUUUGGAUUGUAGAGAUAUCAACCCUCAUUUGGCACAGUUCAAGUUUAAGUAUGAAGAUGUUACCGUUGCAAAACAAAUGUUUGUUACAGGGGAUUACUUGUUUACUUUUGAUCUCAAGUCAGCUUAUCAUCAUAUUGAAAUUUUUGAGCAGCAUAGACCAUAUCUCGGUUUUUCAUGGGACAAAGGAGGUGGAACACAUUACUAUCAGUUCAAUGUACUUCCUUUUGGAUUGGCAACUGCACCGUACAUUUUCACUAAAAUGAUGAAAGUUUUUCUUACAUUGUGGAGGUCUAGAGGUCAUAAGAUUAUCAUGUUCAUAGACGAUGGGCUAGCGGGUAGUAGUACUUUAGGAGCAGGACUCAUACUCAGUAACAAAGUGCAGAAAUCAUUGCAGGAUUUGGGUUUCCUGAUCUCACAUGAAAAAUGCGUCUGGGAACCUUCGCAAAGUGCACAAUGGUUGGGUUUCAGCUGGCUCAUGGCCUCGGGUUCAUUACAUGCUAUACCAAAUAGAAUUGAUAGAGUUGAAAAGAUGCUUGAGUCAAUUAUUUAUCAGAUGGAUUCCGAUAAGUGUCAUUUGAUUCCAGCCAGAAUUUUAGCUUCAGCAGUUGGUCAGAUUAUUUCUUUAACACAUUCUAUAGGAAGAUUGGUAAGAUUGCAAACUCGUGCUCUGUAUCGUUGUAUCGAUACAAGGGCAAGCUGGAAUGCCCCAGUAAAGAUAGACCAUGAGGCUUAUGAGGAGAUUCGAUUUUGGAAGAAGGAGGUUAGAACCUUAAACGACAAAGGUUUAAGUAUUGAAAGUAAAGUUGAUCAUGUAAUUGAAGCAUAUAGUGAUGCAUCCGCUAUCGGAUAUGGCGGGUAUGUUUCCCUUGGUGCGGGAGCCUUACUUGAAGGCACAGAAGUGGUUGGUUCAUGGAACAAGGAAGAGGCUCAGCAAAGCUCCAGUUGGAGAGAAGCUGUAGCAGUAGAAAGAGUACUGAAAAGCAACACUGAAAUGUUAGAAAACAGGAAAGUUAAAUGGUUUACCGAUAAUCAAAACGUGAAGAAAAUAAUCAAUUCGGGUAGCAGACGAUCUAAUCUUCAGCAAAUUGCAUUAAAUAUCAAUCGAUUUUGUGAGCAGGAAAGUAUAAUUAUUGAACCUGAAUGGAUUAAAAGGAAAUAUAAUGUACUGGCUGAUACUCUCAGCAGAACAACCGACAGUGAUGACUGGCAAAUUCAGCCAGAAGUAUUUGCUUAUUGGGACAUAGUUUGGGGUCCACACUCCAUAGACAGGUUUGCAUCAAAUUUGAACUCACAGUGUAAGAAGUUUAACUCCAGGUGGUGGUGUCCUGGAACGGAAGGCGUAGAUGCAUUCACUAAGAAUUGGUCAAACGAAUGUAACUGGUUGGUACCGCCACCAAGAUUAAUUCUGAGAACACUGAAGAAAAUGCAAAAGGACAAGGCAAAGGGCACUAUUGUUGUUCCCCUAUGGAGAUCGUCUCCAUUUUGGCCUUCGCUGAUCGCAGAACCAGAGGUUUUUCACAGUUUUGUAAAAGCUAAGGAAGUGUUACCGUGUUCAAAUGUGAUCCGCAAAGGAUCCGGCAGUAAUGGCAUUUUUGCAGAUAAUCCAUUGAAAUUCAAAUUAAUCGCUUUGAAAAUUGUAUUCUGAAUCAAAUAUAGCCAGUUGGCA